AUGGAAUAAAAGAUAGAUUUGGAUAUAACAAUAGGAACCUAUGAUAAUUAAGGCAAUAUAAUAGAUGAAUAAAAACAGAAUAUUUCCAUCAGUAUUUAACCUGAUUUUAAUCAAUAAUAGUAACAAGAAGAAGGUGAAGAAAUAGGGUAAGCAGUUAAAGGUUUUAAAACUACUAUCGUAUAAACUCAGAUAAGUGAUGAUAAGUGUUGUAUUCUAGAAGAAGAAUCAAUUUAAUGA
Messenger RNA from Tetrahymena thermophila SB210, 237 nucleotides. RefSeq lists its product as hypothetical. The record is from RefSeq and is a predicted model, not a curated record. Lineage: Eukaryota; Ciliophora; Oligohymenophorea; Hymenostomatida; Tetrahymenidae. The transcript has a single exon.